Puntigrus tetrazona (Sumatra barb) is the source of this 5240-nucleotide messenger RNA. It is a transcript of the gene prkcea, whose product is annotated as protein kinase C, epsilon a. Gene Ontology annotation, molecular function: diacylglycerol-dependent serine/threonine kinase activity; ATP binding. The transcript has 15 exons. Bases 688 to 2919 code for a protein of 743 amino acids. Gene Ontology annotation, biological process: protein phosphorylation. Lineage: Eukaryota; Metazoa; Chordata; Actinopteri; Cypriniformes; Cyprinidae. The record is from RefSeq and is a predicted model, not a curated record.
GCAGGGAGGGAGAGAGAGUGAGUGAGUGAGUGAUAGAGAGAGGGAGAGAGAGAGAGAGAGAGAGGGCGAACAGGGAGGAAGGCUGCAGCGUAAAGGACUAACAUGAGCGUGUAGCUCAAACGCUUUCGCCUUCUCAGAUCAACAAAGAAGCGAAGCAGCUGAAUAUCUCGGCGAGUGGAUGGCAAUAGUCUCCGAGCGGUUCGUCAGCAGACUGGGAGAAGGAGGAAUCCCAAACGCCUCUCCCACUCAACGCCUAUUGGAAAACGAAUAGUACAAGACAAGCCCCGCUGAAGACCAUCACAUUUGGGAUAUUUUACUCUGUGUUAUUGCCGAUAUUUUGCCUAUUGGACUCGCACCUCUGCUCAGCGCUAUUCCAGACGUAGGGAAUUCGCUUGUUUACGUAUGCUUCCCAUUACGAGGGAAGACGGAUCGUAAACAAAAACAGGAGCCUCUGGUUUUUGCAUAUCGCGUUUUUGCAUCCUAUUUGAUUGUUCCGCUCAAAUGAAAGAAUCAGGUUGAUCCGACUAGCGGUUUUGGGGAUUAAAUCAUCACAGCAUCCAUCUAUACGUGCAUGUACACUGAUGACGUGAUGACAUCUACGGGUAUAGCGACUCCCUGAAUCAAAACCUGCUUUUGAAACCGUCUGUUCUCGCAAAGAAGCCAGCUGCAUCUCACUUGAGCGUCACCAUGGUGGUUUUUAAUGGAGUGUUGAAGAUCAAGGUUUGCGAAGCUUUGGAUCUGAAACCUACCGCAUGGUCGCUCCGGCAUGCCGUGGGACCAAAGACCCAGACCUUCCUCUUGGACACAUAUAUGGCCCUCAACGUGGACGAUUCUCGUGUGGGCCAAACUUCUACCAAGCAGAAGACAAAUAGCCCAACUUGGAACGAUGAGUUCGUAACAGAGGUUUAUGAUGGGAAGAAAAUUGAACUGUCUGUCUUUCACGACGCACCGAUUGGCUAUGAUGACUUUGUGGCCAACUGCACUAUACAGUUUGAAGACCUGCUGCAGAAUGGCAGUAGGCACUUUGAAGAUUGGAUCGACUUGGAGCCCGAGGGCAAAGUGUACGUCAUCAUCGAUCUGACAGGAUCUUCCAGUGAAGCUGCAUCAUCCAAUGAAAAUGAAGAAAGAGUGUUCCGUGAGCGGAUGCGUCCGCGCAAACGUCAGGGAGCGGUCCGGAGGCGCGUCCAUCAGGUCAACGGUCACAAGUUCAUGGCCACCUACCUGAGACAGCCCACUUACUGCUCCCACUGCAGAGAUUUCAUCUGGGGUGUAUUGGGGAAACAGGGGUAUCAGUGUCAGGUGUGCACCUGCGUGGUCCAUAAGAGAUGCCAUGAACUCAUUAUAACAAAAUGCGCUGGCUUGAAGAAACAAGAAGACACUCCUGAAGAGGUUGGCUCUCAGCGCUUCAGUGUAAACAUUCCACACAUGUUCAGCAUUCAUAAUUACAAAGUCCCCACCUUCUGUGACCACUGCGGCUCCUUACUUUGGGGACUGAUGCGGCAAGGCCUGCAGUGCAAAGCAUGUAAAAUGAAUGUCCAUCGGCGCUGUGAAAGUAAUGUAGCUCCUAGCUGUGGUGUCGAUGCCAGAAAAAUCGCUAAAGUGCUCUCUGAUCUCGGGGUGACGCCAGAUAAGAUAUCCAACAGCACCCAGCGCAGGAAAAAGUUGACUCCAGGGCAGGACCCUCAGCAGCCCACGACAGAAGCCCCAACAUCAGAGGAAUCUGACCGAUGCAAAUCAGCUCCAACUUCACCUUGUGACCAAGCGGAGCUCGCAGAACUGGAGAGCAUCCGUAAGGCCCUUUCAUUCGGCCAGGAGCACAAGUCUUCCUCCUCCUCCGCAAGCAGCGGCAUUCAGAGCACAGCGACCGAGGGCCGGGAGAACGGAGAUGUGAAGACAGUCCAGACGAAGAGGAUGAGUCUCACCGACUUCUCUUUCAUCAAAGUGCUGGGCAAAGGCAGCUUCGGCAAGGUGAUGCUGGCAGAGCUGAAAGGCACAGAUGAAGUUUACGCCGUGAAAGUAUUGAAGAAAGACGUCAUCCUUCAAGAUGAUGAUGUGGACUGCACUUUGACGGAGAAACGCAUUCUAGCUCUGGCUAGAAAACAUCCCUAUCUGACCCAGCUGUUCUGCUGCUUCCAGACGAAGGAUCGGUUGUUCUUUGUUAUGGAGUAUGUGAACGGAGGAGACCUGAUGUUUCAGAUCCAGCGCUCACGGAAGUUUGAUGAAGCUCGUUCCCGUUUCUACGCAGCUGAGGUCACAUCUGCGCUUAUGUUCCUGCAUCAACACGGUGUCAUCUACAGAGAUCUGAAGCUGGAUAACAUUCUGCUGGACGCUGAAGGCCACUGUAAACUGGCCGACUUUGGCAUGUGCAAAGAGGGCAUUCUGAACGGGGUCACGACCACCACCUUCUGCGGGACCCCUGACUACAUCGCACCCGAAAUCCUGCAGGAAUUGGAGUACGGCCCGUCAGUGGAUUGGUGGGCGCUGGGCGUUCUCAUGUACGAAAUGAUGGCCGGUCAGCCUCCGUUUGAAGCUGACAACGAGGACGAUCUUUUUGAGUCCAUCCUCCACGAUGACGUGCUUUAUCCCGUGUGGCUCAGUAAAGAAGCCGUCAGCAUUCUAAAGGCUUUUAUGACGAAGAGCCCCAGUAAGCGUCUGGGCUGUGUGGUGACCCAAGGACUGGAGGAAGCCAUCAAAGUCCACCCUUUCUUCAGAGAGAUCGACUGGGUCUUGCUGGAGCAGAGGAAGAUCAAGCCCCCCUUUAAACCUCGCAUUAAAACCAAGCGCGAUGUGAAUAACUUCGACCAGGACUUUACCCGUGAGGACCCCGUGCUGACGCCAGUAGACGAGGCCAUCAUCAAACAAAUCAACCAGGAUGAAUUCAAGGGCUUCUCCUACUUCGGAGAGGAGGCUUUGUCUUAAAGCCUAACUCGGUGUCUGUGAGCUCAAAUAUAUGUUAAACACACCCACAAACACUCAAAAACCCACAUCGCAUCGCAAUACAUGAACACACACUCCACAAAUGUUCUGAAGACGGGGCUCAGACCGGACCAGAGCAGAACGGCCAGUUCCUGUGGUUCAAUUCCCCUUUACUGCUGUUUUUGUUCAUUUAUUCUACUCUAGAUCUCCUAGAAGUGAAAAAAAAACUGCUGCAUAUGGAUCUCAUCACAGGCCUCAACGAGUUUGACAACUAAUCAGAAAAUGAAUGUUCUCCAGAGUCCAAGAGAGGAAGGGUCGGAACGCACUACCUUAAACCAAAAUUGAUACCAAUGAUUGUACUACAAUUUCAGACACCGGUCGGGUCUUUGCAAUGCCUCGAUGGAAAGGUCUUGCCCUUGAGGAGGAAUUUACCCUGCAUACGUGACAAUUGACAAAUGUUGUGCUGUGCAGUCAAAUGCCUUUUUGUGUAUUCAGGUGACAUUUUGGGAGCAAUUUUAUAAAAUAAACAAAGACAUUUGUAGUAAAUAUAUAUAUAUAUAUAUAUAUAUAUAUAUAUAUAUAUAUAUAUAUAUAUAUAUAUAUAUAUAUAUAUAUAUAUAUAUAUAUAUAUAUAUAUAUAUAUAUAUAUAUAUAUAUAUAUAUAUAUAUAUAUAUAUAUAUAUAUAUAAUAUUCAAUCAGUGUUAUGAAGGUCCAUUUGGAAUGAAGACCUGCUGUAUAUGGGUUGUGUUACGAAGUGUCGGCCUGAGUAGGUGUGUGCAUGACAUGUAUGUGUUCGUGUGCAUGUGUUCUGCAUGAAUGAGAGUGAGAGGCCCUUGCCCUCCUGAAGCUCUAUGGCUGUUUUCAUGUUGUUUUGCAAUGACUUUUCAUUUGCGCUCGACUGUGCAAAGACUACAGUGUGUGCGUGCGUGUGUGUGUGUGUGCGCGCGCGUGUGUGUGCCGUGUCCCCCGCUAUGCAUACGAAGGUAUAGUCGUGGACAGACAGACCAGUUACCAUAGCUGUCCGGUCGAUUUGUACAGAACGUAAUAUGUACAUAGUAUUCGCUCCAAAAGCCUGUGAAAGCUUCUUAGAGUAGGCAGUCGUUUGCAUGGUCUUGCAAAUUGUGUUGUUAUUGAGUAGCAUCAGUUUAUGGAAAGAAAACCAUGUUUUUGAUAUCUAUGUGCAAUACCCUGAACACAUUUACCCUAGUUUUUUCAUUACUUUCAAUUUUUUUUCUGUUUCAGUUUCUCUCUCGUACUGAUUUUCUCGUGCCGCCUAGGUUAGAGCUUCACCAAAGGCUUUCUCGCUCUCUCUCUCUCUCUCUCUUUCAUGCUUCUCUCUGCCGUUCUCAUGUACAUAGUUUGCUGAAGUACAUAAGCUGUGGAAUGUAGUGGAAAAAUGUGUGAGUUCUUAAUUUAUUCAAUAUACAUGUAGCUAUGCUUCCCUUUUUGUGUCAAUAAGUCGUUCGUUUCCUUUGCAACUUUUUGUGUUACUUUAUUUCAGACGAUUGUUACUCUGUAUAGCUUUCAAACCAGUCAGUCAUGUUUUAAAUUUUGUGAACGCCCUGUAGUUGAAUUAUUUACUUGUGCAAUGUGAAAGACUCUAAAGGAGAGUUGAACGAAAUGAAAAAAAGGGUACAUUUCAGGCGUACUAAUUAAAACCUUCUGGAAUGUGAUGACUUUUGCUUUAGCAACUCAAUGGCGAUUCGAAUAAGAUGUGUUACAUUGUUAUUUUAAAAGUGGUUGCUGACCUUUUAUUUCUGUCUGAAGUUUCUUUUUGUUUCGUUGUUUUGUUUUUUUUUUUUUUUUUUUACGUGUCUGUGGGUUGAUUACGGUAGCUAGGUCAAUGUUGCCGAUUGUCUUUGAAGCCUUUUUCCCUCACAGACACUUUCCUGUCUGUCACCCUCACUGUUUCAUGCCAAAUGUCUUGUUCAGCUUUAUUUUCUCCCGUCGUUUCCUUUUUAAAUGUAAAUGAAUGAACUUGAUAUAUAGGACGCAUCCAUGAUCUGUCUUCAAAGUCAAAACCGUAAAUAAACUAAGAAUUACCUCUUAAAUUAAGUGCAAAGAUUUCUCUGGCUGAAUAUUGAAUAUUUGCGCAUACAGUAUUAAAAUACAUAAAUGUUUCAUAUGUAUGAUAGUGCUGUAUUAUAUACAUCUGGUAUUGGACUUUAGUUUCUGUAUGGUGAAGCUUCAUGUGCACAGAGGUAUUUCUUUUCUGGAUACACUAGCGUUAUCUCGUAAGCAUUUUACUAUGUGCCAAAUGUACUGUCAUCUAAAGGAUGUGAAUGUUUUGUUUAACCUAUUAAACCCCAAGAUGUAUGAAAAA